AUGCAUUUAUGCACCGUUUUGAAGAACGACGUGCGCUUCUCCUUCGCCAACCUUCUGGAACACUCCGUGCCUCCCGAGAUUCUGUCGGAGACUUUCUCGCACCUCAUCGACGGCGACUCCAGGAACGUGAUUCUACCAUCUCAUGUAUGUUCUCUCUGGAGAGAAACGGCACUUCAAGAUACAUCUCUCUGGACCUACAUCCGUCUUGGCGAUAAAAACGAGUACAAACGAAUUGCUCUGGCUUUCCUCAAGACCUGCAUAGCCCGAGCCCGUGGCCGUCUCCUCUCGAUCUCUGUCAAGCCUCAUAACCAAUAUGUGUCGCCCAAUGCUUACAUAUUCGCGAUCUAUGAAUCCCUAAUGAUCCAAAACGACGGCAAAUGGGAAUCGUUUUCCCUCACGACCACCAAGAUAACGGAUUGUGUUCUUUUGUUCGCUUUUCUCGCACGCGAGUCCGCCCCCACAGUCAAGACACUGUCUGCCACAUGCCUUGAUAGGAAGAACGACUAUCCUAUCGAUGGCCUACUUCCUCAAAAGUUGUUGGGCUUGCAAGCCUUACCGAUCCUCCAGCACCUUACGCUGGACUUCUCCCACCAGUUUCGCCAAGCGAAGGCUUCAGUUUUCUGGGAUCGGUUAACAAGCCUAAAGGUGACAUCCAAGAUGCGGUCUGCAAAGUACCUUUCCAUCCUUCGCCUCUGCGUCAACCUCGAGUCAUGUUCCAUUUCUCCAGAGACUCGUGACGACCGCGAUGCUCUCAAAGGCUCGUAUGAGCCAGUACAUUUGGCCAAGCUCAAAAAGCUGGAGAUUUUUUCUUACUGGGUCCCCUCCUUGGUCGCUGUGCAGCUUGUUUGCCCUGCGCUUGAAGAAGCGAUUAUCCAGUUCGAGGUUCGCUACCACGAGGAAGCCGAGUUGGCUUCCUUUUUCAAGAAGUGCGCUGCUACCUUGCAGGUUUUAAAGGUCCCAGGAAGCUUUUGCCGUGUCGAGAAGUGGGCUCGUCCACUCGAGAACUUACAGGAGCUCACUGUGACUGGAGGCUACGAUUGGGACGAUGUAAACUCCGAUCAUGGCGCUACUAUGCCAUUCCGGGAGUUUUGA
Cyclocybe aegerita is the source of this 1092-nucleotide messenger RNA. The record is from the annotation of a GenBank genome assembly. NCBI's taxonomy places the organism in Eukaryota, Fungi, Basidiomycota, Agaricomycetes, Agaricales, Hemipholiotaceae.